UGCUUAUGCUCGAGCAGAUCAUCUACGAGUCAGCGGGGAGGAAAGAGUGUGCGUCGUCCUCCAGCUGGGUAACAUCAGGAUGUCUGUGGAAAAAAUGGAUAAAAAGAAAACUCUCGACUUGAGGAAGAAGCACAUUGGGCCAUCUUGCAAGAUUUUCUUCAGCCAUGACCCGAUCAAGAUUGUGCAAGCCAAAGGCCAGUACAUGUAUGACGAAAAUGGACAGCGCUACCUGGAUUGCAUCAACAAUGUGGCCCAUGUGGGCCACAGUCACCCAGAUGUGGUGAAAGCAGGAGCUCAGCAGAUGGAACUACUGAACACCAACUCACGUUUCUUGCACGACAACCUUGUGCUGUAUGCCCAGAGGCUGCAAGCCACACUGCCUAACAAGCUGUCUGUGUGCUACUUUGUCAACUCUGGAUCUGAAGCCAACGACCUGGCCCUUCGUCUAGUACGUCAGUACAGAGGCCACAAAGAUAUCAUCACCCUCGAAAACGCGUACCACGGCCACGUCUCAUCGCUCAUUGACAUUAGUCCGUAUAAGUUCCACCAGCUGUCAGAUGCUGAGCAGAAUCAAUCUGUCCAUGUGGCCCCGAGCCCAGAUGUAUACAGAGGUAAAUACAGAGCGAACCACCCUGAUCCUGCAACAGCAUAUGCAGAUGACGUCAAAGGCAUCAUAGACAAAGCCCAUGAGAAAGGAGGCAAGAUUGCUGCUUUUAUUGCCGAGUCAUUGCAGAGUUGUGGUGGGCAAGUCAUUCCCCCUGUGGGCUACUUCCAACAAGUGGCAAAACAUGUCCGUAAGGCUGGGGGCCUUUUCAUCGCUGAUGAAGUCCAAGUGGGUUUCGGGCGUGUUGGCUCCAAAUUCUGGGCCUUCCAGCUUCAGGGAGAAGACUUCGUGCCUGACAUUGUCACAAUGGGAAAGCCAAUUGGCAACGGCCACCCCAUGUCAUGUGUGGUCACUACCAAAGAGGUGGCAGAGGCCUUCAUGACAUCUGGAAUGGAGUAUUUCAACACAUUUGGUGGUAACCCAGUGUCGUGUGCCAUCGGUCUAGCCGUCCUAGACGUGAUUGAGAAAGAAGAUCUCCAGGGUAAUGCACUGCGUGUGGGGGGAUACCUGACCAAUCUGCUGGAAAAGCAGAAAGAGAAGCAUGCACUGGUCGGAGAUAUCAGGGGUUGUGGUCUGUUUGUUGGGAUGGAGCUUGUGAGGGACAGGUUGAAGCUCACUCCUGCUACAGCAGAGGCCCAGGAAGUCAUAUAUAAGCUAAAGGAACAACACAUCCUCCUUAGUGCUGACGGACCUCAUCGCAACGUGCUCAAAUUUAAGCCCCCAAUGUGCUUCAGUACGGAGGACGCGGACCUGGUGGUGGAGAAAAUCGACCACAUUCUCACAGAAAUUGAAGCAGCAUUAGGCUUGAAGUCUUCCAACUUAUUGAGUGUAGAGAACGACAGCGGUAAAAGAAAGCUGCCCACUGAUGAAAAUGGACAUCAGUCUCAAAAUGGGUCCGUGCACAGCAGAGGGAGCGGUCAACGAGCCCAUGAGCAAACCAAACAAAGCAAACGCCCCAGGUCUUAACAGUCAAAGCACUGAAGUGACCCAACAUAUUCUGUCUAUGUGAUAACAGACACUAUAAACUUUAUAGGUG
This is a messenger RNA of Scomber scombrus (Atlantic mackerel), 1640 nucleotides long. RefSeq names its product ethanolamine-phosphate phospho-lyase (gene etnppl). Gene Ontology annotation, molecular function: transaminase activity; ethanolamine-phosphate phospho-lyase activity; pyridoxal phosphate binding. Gene Ontology annotation, cellular component: mitochondrion. The record is from RefSeq and is a predicted model, not a curated record. Lineage: Eukaryota; Metazoa; Chordata; Actinopteri; Scombriformes; Scombridae. The transcript has 13 exons. Bases 80 to 1570 code for a protein of 496 amino acids.